This is a messenger RNA of Melanotaenia boesemani (Boeseman's rainbowfish), 825 nucleotides long. RefSeq lists its product as uncharacterized. Lineage: Eukaryota; Metazoa; Chordata; Actinopteri; Atheriniformes; Melanotaeniidae. Bases 33 to 755 code for a protein of 240 amino acids. The record is from RefSeq and is a predicted model, not a curated record. The transcript has 6 exons.
GUCUGAACGCACACAAUCAGCAGGAAACCGUCAUGGAGCUCGUUCACGUUGCGGUGGCUGUGUUCAGUCUUCUGUCUCUUGGACAGUCAGCUCCUGUGACUGACUGCGAAACUCUAACCCAGCAUAUUAACAUCCAAGGAAGGGAUCAGCUUCUGGGAAGAUGGACGCACUUAGUAGAGAGCACAGACAUACCCGGAUCCAAGGUGCUGACAAAGAUGUUUGCUCAGACCAGCUGGUGGAACAUCACUGCUGCUGACCAGAUAAAUGGCCUUCGGACUUCUCAGCAUGUUAAAAUGUUGGGCCUUUGCUUCAGUCUUUCAACAAACAUGACUUUGGAAAACAACAGUCUUGUUAUAGCGCAACCCUACUCAUCGGUUGAUGUUCUGCUCUAUACUGGCUGUCCUGACUGCUUGGUUUUGUACUCAAACUCCACAAUUGGAAGAGGCUCAUACCGCAGUCUGCAGCUCCUGAGUAGAAGAGCUAAGGUCUGUGCUGCAGAGCUGGAAGAGUUUUCAAAGCAGCUGGAGUGCCUGAACCUACCGUCAGCUGUUGUGCUGGAUUCAGAGAAAGGUUUCUGCCCAGAGCCCUCUGUCUCCUCGGAAAAGUCCUUUGAUUUAACCGACUCCUUCAAUAACAUGGGCUCUGACGACUUCAACUUGAUGGAGAAGCUUUUCAAAAGUGAUACAGGACUUAAGGAGAUUAUUGACCUCUUCACUGCGUUUUCCAGUUCAGUUUCUAAAGAUGGGAAAAAUUAACAGCCAGAAAUGUCAUGUCACAGUCUGGAAAGAGAAUUUUUCCACAGAAAUAAAGAUGAUUACUGACUGA